Messenger RNA from Fraxinus pennsylvanica, 1176 nucleotides. Lineage: Eukaryota; Viridiplantae; Streptophyta; Magnoliopsida; Lamiales; Oleaceae. The record is from the annotation of a GenBank genome assembly.
AUGGAGGAUCAAUCAAGACUUCCUUACAAAAAGAAGCAAAAUGCGUCUUUUAAUUAUCACAAGCUGGAAUCCGAUUCCCCGCGAUCAUUCGCAGGUGAUUAUGAUUUCGGAAAGAGUGCUGAUCGGCGAUUUGCAUACUCCCGACAAGCUUCAUUCCGUCAGUCGAUUCCCACUGCUGAGCCUCAUACUCCAAUAUCGAUAAAUCUGUCAAAUGGUUAUUUUUUGCACAACUCUGCUGAGGAUAAAUUGUUGUCGAAGGAUUUGGAUGAAAAGUUCUCCUUCAUUUCGUUAAUUUUUGGAGGGUUGAGGUCGGGAAACAAGCAAAUGAGACGACUUUUUGUCUUGAUUUCACUCAAUGUGGCGUAUUCUACGGUUGAGUUGUGCAUUGGCCUCUUCACUGGCCGAGUGGGUCUGGUGUCUGAUGCGUUUCAUUUGACAUUUGGCUGUGGGCUCUUGACUUUUUCGUUAUUUGCAAUGGCUGCUUCUCGACAAAAGCCUGAUUCUAUAUACACAUAUGGGUACAAAAGGCUGGAGGUUUUGUCUGCAUUUACCAAUGCUUUGUUUCUUUUGUUCAUGUCAUUCUCCAUAGCUGUGGAAGCUCUUCAUGCAUUCAUACAAGAUGAGUCUGAUCACAAGCAUUACCUGAUCAUCUCAGCUAUCACGAAUUUAAUGGUAAAUCUCAUUGGUGUUUGGUUCUUCAGAAGCUAUGCUCGAAUUAAUUUGGUUUACAGGAAAGCUGAAGAUAUGAACUACCAUUCAGUUUGCCUACAUGUUCUUGCUGAUUCCAUUCGCAGUGCAGGUUUGAUCCUAGCAUCCUGGUUGCUGAGCCUCGGGGUUAACAAUGCCGAAGUCUUGUGUUUGGGUCUAGUUUCAGUCACAGUUUUUAUGCUUGUCAUGCCGCUCUUUAAAACCACUGGUGGCGUCUUGCUCCAGAUGGCACCACCCAGCAUUUCUUCUUCAGCCUUGAGCAAAUGUUGGAGACAGGUUAAUUCCCGUGAAGACAUUUCAGAAGUUUCUCAAGCUCGUUUCUGGGAGUUGGUGCCAGGUCACAUCAUUGGAUCAAUUUCAUUACAGGUGAAGAAGGGAAUGGAUGAUCACCCGAUACUCCAAUACGUCCACGGUUUGUACCACGAUCUUGGAGUGAAGGAUCUGACUGUUGAAACUGAUCGUGCCUAG